CCUCGUAUCUUUUAAGAAAAGAAAACAUUUUGUUCUUUGUAUUGUUACAGUUUAUAUAUUUCUUAUAUAGAGCAAUGGGAUUACCUUGGAAAGUUUUAAUAGUUAUUGCUGUGGUCAUUGCUGCUCUUUGUCAAAUAGAAGUCACUCAAAAUAAAUGGGUAAUAUCUAAGGCUAUUUCUCUUAAGUCUUCAUUGGAGGAUACGUAUAGCUUCAUAACUUCUUUGGAUUAUGUUGAUAAGUGGUUUCCUUUUGUAUCCCGAGUUAGAGAAGCUGAUGGGAGACCUCUGGGGAUCGGCAGAAAAUUAUAUGCAGUUUAUGACAUUCCUGGUUAUGGUGAAUAUUUAAUGCUCUAUAAAGUUACUGAGUAUAAUAGAGGCAAGCUUAUUGCUAUUGAAGGGGAAAAUUUACUAAAGCCGAGAAUUGAAUUUCGGUUUGUCAAAAUAAAAGAAGCUGAAACUAAAUUGUUGAUAGUUAUUACUUUCAGAAGAUUAAGUUAUUUUUUCCAGUAUACAAUUGCACCUAUUUUGAACUUUUUAGUGAAUCAAAAACUACAACAUUCUUUAUUCUUACUGAAAUCUGUUUUUCCUUACUAAACAAGAAAACAGUUGAAGUUGGUUAAAUAAAUUGAUGGAGGAUUACUAUUUUGCAUUUUGUGUCACAAAGUAGAAAAUGCACUGAUGAUAUUUAAGAAACCGACUGAUAAAUCACAAUAUUUCUUAGGCGCAUCAAUUAAGCUGUAAAAAAUAUAUAUUUAUGUAUAUUUGAAAAUGUUUAAUGUAAGCACAUUUAUUUUAACCGUGAAACAAUUAGAUACCACAUUUUUUUAAUACACUAGUUUCUGUUUUCUUGACUUGUCAUACUGUAAACAAUAUUUAUUAACUUUAUUUUGACCUGAGUAGAUGUUUCAUGUGGUUUUAAAUAAAUGUUUUACUUAUUUUACUUUAAAAAUUAUAUUUAAGUACAAUAUUUUGAUUGACUGUAAAUUUAGCUAAAUGCUGUUUGCUCAAAGAAAUAUAUGUAGAAUGCAUAUUUUUAAUCUCUAAAAUUUCUCAAUAUGUUUAAUUGUCCACUGUAUUCAUUAUUAUAUGACAGUUUAAUAAUACAUUUUC
Parasteatoda tepidariorum (common house spider) is the source of this 1109-nucleotide messenger RNA. RefSeq lists its product as uncharacterized. The record is from RefSeq and is a predicted model, not a curated record. Lineage: Eukaryota; Metazoa; Arthropoda; Arachnida; Araneae; Theridiidae.